GGCAAUUCAUAAGGCCCGCCAUUUAUCCGUUUUGAAUGAGAAUACGUUCGCAGUCAUAACAUUUAAUGGACAACGUCGCAACACUCGUACCAUUCGCAAUUCGGAUUGUCCAUAUUUUAACGAGUAUUUUGUCUUCGAGAUCCACACAUCCAAGGAAAAUUUAUUGAGAAAACGUCUAAAUAUAUCGAUGUUUUGUCACACAUGCUGUUCGAAGAAAAAUCGUUAUAUAGGGGAAUUUUCGAUCGAUUUACGAGCUAUCUGGGAAAAUCCAUAUCACACCAUUCAGAGGAAAUGGGCUAUUUUGAAUAGUACCAAUCUAUUGUUCAACGAAAAAAAUAUGGGAUACUUACAAUUGGAUCUUUCCAUCGUAUCAAGUAACGAACCAACCCUGCAGGUACUGACACCUGCAGAAGAUUGCGACGUGAUUGAAAAUAAUCUACUAAAGCCAUUAGCAGACGACGAAAACUUUCAAAGAGUUCUAUAUUCAUUCAGUAUCUUCCGAGGGGAAUUUGUUGAUGAUGCAGAUUAUUUCAUUCAAGUAUCAUUCGGGAGCAUUAAGUCAAGAACUAAAAUAGAACACAACAAAAAAGUUUGUGAGUGGAACGAAAAAAUAACUUUUAUCGGAACAUUCCCAUCGUAUUCGCAAAUGUUCGUGAUUGAUAUAAUCAAGCAUAACUGUUGCCAAAACCGACCGAUAACAAGCAUAGAAUUACCUUUUUCAAAAUUAUCCAAACAGAUAGAUGGCGUUUAUUCUCUGCCAGCAUUCGGCCCCGCCUUUAUUUACUGUUAUCAAGGUCAACACAAUUUAGGCUACGCGGGACGUCUGCUACUAUCUGUAUCUACCGAGAUAUUUCAUAAUCGAACGAUUUCACCAAAAAAAUACCACACAGUACCCAUUCAUGCUCCACUCGACACCGCAUACUAUUGGACGGAGGAGAAUUUUGUCAUUAAAGUUAUCAUUUUAAAUGCUUUAAUAAUGGAUGCCCCAAAGCAAACACAACUUAUGAUUGCAAUGCAUUGUAUGGCCAACAGGACAGACCCAAUCGAGCUAGAACUCGGCCACCAGCUUGUAUCAAAUGUACGAUGUGUCAGCUUCCAUCACACACCCUCCUUACCCCAACAACGACCAAUCAUAACAUUGAGCUUUAAAUGCCCAGAUUUUCGCUGGAAGUAUCAUCGGAUAAUUGCACUCAAGCGAACGUUAGAACUUGGCAGCGAUUUGCUCGAGAAGUACAAGCUCUUCAGGAUAGACGUUGGCAUGUCACAGAUCGGGCAGCUCAAGGAGGCAAUCAGUGGCCUGCUUGGUGCUAUCGACGAAAGCCUUCAGAGGGCAAGGCAAGAUUUCGGGACAUUAUCGAACAAGAAAUUAAUCCCCUGGGAUUACAAAUGGAAGGCUUACGUGAUUCAGCAAGUGGAAUUAUUGAAAACGUCAAUAGGACAUCUUAAACUAUCAACUGAAAACGCAUUGAAGGCAGAUGACCUCAUUUCUAUCCAAAAAGGUGUUGAUUCUUUGCUAAAGAAUCUAGAGGAGCUUGCCAGAGAGGAGCAGAGCACGUUCCCAGAAGGAUUUCUGCUCAUGUGGUCCUCGUUGGAGCGCAAAAAUAUAAACAAGUUAACAAAACAUAGAAGCGCUAUUAGUAGCAAAACCUCUCCUGACGCGUUUUAUCGAUUCAACAUCGUGGAAUAUCUGCACAUUCCCUCAUUACCGUAUGCUGACGAAGACAGUCCAGAUUUAUACCGUACCAAAAGGUACACAAUAUUGCCCAGAUUAUCCAACUGCCAGCACUCUUGUACGAGCGAAAGGUGCGGAUGUAUUUAUGGCAAGCUAGAUGUUGCCAUGUGGAUUGGGACAGAACAGGAAGCCACAGAAUGGGAAAUACGACAAAACCCACAGAAAAUUGCUAAUCGAGAAAAAGACCUGCAGCAACAGGUCCAGUGCCACGAAUCAACGCUAGCAAUCAACUGCACCGUCAAUGUACAUCAAGGUAAAAUUAAAGCUGGUUUCGACAGCAGCGGAUUGUGCGAUCCCAAACUGGUGGUCUUGUUCGAGAACCAUGGAAUGGCAACAACGGUUAUGACUCAAACUUUGUCUCCCCUGUGGAAUGAAGCAAUCGAAUUCCACAAUGUGAAACUGCUGAAUUACAAUGAAUGGGUCCCCGAUGAUGAACUUACAGUGAUGCUGCUAUUAUUGGAUGAAGACGAGCGAAGAAAGUUUUCUCAGCGAACAAACGAAAUAGUCGGCAUUGGGCAUGUGAAAUGUAAUCUCCUGAAGGCAACAACAAUCGAACCACCUCACCAGGUCAGCCAGCCCCAAACCGUACACAUUGUUCCGUCUCAGAGGGAUCAAUUUUUAUUAAACGAUGACGGGCGAGGCGGCGAUAAGUUGACAAACGAGCAAAGGGGCGAACCGGUUCUCCGGCAAUGGGAGCAAAAGUCGGCCGAUAACCUGUGGAAGAAAUUUGACCACCGCAAGGAUAGCAUUCUCCGCUGGGUGGGAGUUUUUCGGAAUGGGCAACGUAUGGCGGACGUAUUGAUGUCGAUUCAGAUAACUCCAAAUGGGGACUCGGAAAAAGCAACAGCAGAACUAAUUCAAGGAAUUCCCGCAAGUAUUUGCCCUGCCAUGGAAACGUUCACAAUAGAGGUGUUGUUUGCUGGUUUGAGAAGCAUGAGCAAUAUAUCUUCAAGUAAUAUGGGUAAAUUUCGUGUACAAUUGAUCUUCGGGGAAUUGACAUUAAUGAGUGGAUUAUCUUGCCGUCAUUCUGGGAACUCAAUAAACUUUAUGGACGUUUAUUCGACUGCAAAAUUGAUGCUUCCUGAAAAGUUUGAAUAUUGGCCGCCAAUUGUCGUACAGCUCAUUGAUUGCUCUAGGAUGCGAGAAAACAGAGUAAUGGGCGCUAGCAUUUUCGAAAAACCCGAAACAAUGUUCAGAGCAGAUAAUGUUAAGUUGAUUGAAAAGUAUUUAAUACAAACCCCAUGGCGACAAGACCAUCGAAGCAGCUUAUCAAUGAACACGUUUCAUAGUGCCGAAGAAGAGCCACUGAUUGCGACUGGUGAAAACAUAUCCACAACAAACCGCAAUUUUCUGUUCACUAUUUCGACCAUCAAAGGUAGAAUUGCUCGCAAUGUCAAAACUGCAAUCGAAGGUAUCAAGAGUUCACCUGAUAGGAUUGCAACCAGAAGACGUGGCUCCCAGGAGACGGAGUACACGUGGUGGACAAAGUUUUACAAUAGCUGCAGUCCCCAACCGUCCGAUUAUAAACACAAAUUGAAGAUUUAUUCUUGUGAAUUGGAACAAGUUCCAGAGUUUGAACAAUUCCACGACUGGAGCGCGCCAUUUCCCCUUGUCAAAAAAAUAACACAUAACCCAAUGAAGCAGCCGAAGCCGUACGGAAUGCUGAAAUGCAAAGUAACCAUCAGACGCUCCGAUGAUGCAUUGAAUCCGCUUUCCAAUAUCCCUCUACUAUCGAUUCCAGCUAUCAUGGGUGAAACUAAUCUAAUCGUUGUCGUUUAUGUUGUGCAAGCUCUGAACCUUCGAUCAAGAGACAUUUUCAGUUUAUCUGAUGCUUACGUCAAAUUAGAGUAUGGAAAAGAUAAAAUUACCGAUCGACCCAAUUAUUUUAAAGACCGAUCGAAUCCUGUGUUCGGACGAAGAUUUGUUUUGCAUGGUCAGCUACCCAGAGAUCACUUGUUAAAAAUAUCUGUCAUUGAUCGAGACACUUGUUCGUUGGAUGACCUGAUUGGAACCACGACAAUUGACAUCGAAGAUCGUUUCAGGACUCAACACUUUGCUUGCUAUGGAUUGCCUCAAGAAUAUAAUCUUUCAGGUUACAAUGCGUGGAGAUACCCACAGAAGCCUAGUGUUCUAUUGCAUGAAAUAUGCACCGAAAACGGUAUAAUCGAACCGACCUACGUGAGAAAUACUAUCCAUAUGACAGGAAUUACUCUGCGAGACGAUACAGUCAUAUCGAACACUGAAGAUCUAAGAGAACGACUUGCACUCACAGUGUUGAAGAACUUCCAUCAAAUACCCGUGCUAGGACGGCAUUUUAUUCCGGAACACGUGGAGAGCCGACCCUUGUUCCAUCCGGAUUAUCCAGGGAUAGAACAAGGAAGACUGCAACUGUGGAUCGAAAUUUAUCCGUCGCAUUUGACGCCAAAUUUUGUGGACAUCACACCCAAUCCACCGAAGCCAUUCGAACUGAGGGUUAUUGUUUGGAACACUCAGGAUGUAAUUUUGGAUGAGAAGAACAUUUUUGGGAAGAAGAUGAGUGACAUCUACAUCAAGUGUUGGCUUCAGGACGUCGAGGAUGCUCAAUUCACUGAUAUCCAUUACCGCUCACUCGAUGGCACGGGAAACUUCAACUGGCGUAUGAUAUUUCCAUUCCAUUAUUCCAGCUCGGAAACCAUGAUGAUAAUAGCGCACAAGAAAAGUUUUUACGAGCAACUUGAAACCGAACAAAAAGUUCCUCCGCUGCUAACGGUGCAGGUGUGGGAUAAUGAUCUCUUUUCGCGCGAUGAUUUCCUGGGGACAUUGAACCUCAAUCUAACGCGGUUCCCACAGCCAGCAUCGAGAGCCUCCAAGUGUGUCCUACCGGCCGUCUCGGAGCAACGAUAUAUCAAUCUGUUUCGAGAGGAUUCGAUUCGAGGAUGGUUUCCGAUUGUGGGAAAAAUGGACAGCGAUAUUGUGCAGACGGGGAAGAUUGAGCUUGAACUGCAAGUACUAACGGAGGAGGAGGCUCUAUUGAGACCAGCUGGGAAGGGAAGAAAAUACCCACAAGCGUUAGCUAUGCCAGAUCGUCCAGACACAUCGUUCAACUGGUACCGCAACCCGCUCAAAUCGAUGAAGAUGAUUCUUUGGCCCCAUGCCAGGAAAGCAUGUCUUGUUUGUUUUAUCAUAACGCUCAUCGCCGUUCUCUGCUAUGGACUGAUAAAAAACAUACCAGCGACAGCGACCACAGCUCUCGCCAGAAAGGCUUCCCUGGAUCGAACUGUCCGCACUGGAGUCGUGGCCGACUGAGGAAAGUACUGUUCAUUUAAAUUUAGCCGGAACCCUUACAUUGGCUUCGGUUAGCCGUUUUUAUCAGCUAGAUAACAAACUGAUUAAUUAUAAUAAUAAUUUUGAUGAUUGUGGAUGGCGGCAAUUUUCUAUUUUCCCCCAUAUGUUAACUAGAGAUGAUCAAUGUCCGAUGGACCUCAUUUGAAGCUGACACUUAGUUAAGAAAGAAAAAAAAUUCCGGAACAAUAUCGGUAUCCCUACAAAAAUAUCCUACAGAGAGCUCAACGACAUAUCUGAUAUAACAUUCUGUUAUGUAAAGCGGACGGAUGUCAUUCUUGUCCCAGCGAUUGAAAAUGUGCGGUUGUUUAGUUCUAACUGCCUAUCUCUAUCAUUUGAAUGCGAUAAGCAAGCCCACCUGUUUAAUACUGAAAGGGACACAUAUGUACGUUGCUAGACAUACAUGAACCUUCGCCCUCUUUGCAUCAUAUUGUCGUGAAAAAUCCGCGUAUUUGGGAAGUGUAUGCAUCUGCUUGAAAACAGCUCAUUUUCUGCGUUCAUUCGUUCUAUCCCAGCAGGUGUGAGCUAUCAAGAGGAACAUU
Molecule: messenger RNA, 5595 nt
Organism: Toxorhynchites rutilus septentrionalis
Lineage: Eukaryota; Metazoa; Arthropoda; Insecta; Diptera; Culicidae
Product: otoferlin-like
Exons: 20
Coding region: 188-5017 (1609 amino acids)
Biological process (GO): plasma membrane organization
Source: RefSeq, a predicted model, not a curated record